Messenger RNA from Clupea harengus (Atlantic herring), 2876 nucleotides. RefSeq names its product major facilitator superfamily domain containing 8 (gene mfsd8). Gene Ontology annotation, molecular function: transmembrane transporter activity. Gene Ontology annotation, biological process: transmembrane transport. NCBI's taxonomy places the organism in Eukaryota, Metazoa, Chordata, Actinopteri, Clupeiformes, Clupeidae. Gene Ontology annotation, cellular component: lysosomal membrane. The record is from RefSeq and is a predicted model, not a curated record.
GUUUGUCCAAUCGACUUUCUGGAAAAAAGACAGCCAGAAGCGUCCACCACUUUCUCGGGAAUAUGUAGUGUACGUUAUGAGCUUUCACGUGAGAGUGUUUUGGGUGAUGGCUUCUAUUUUAAACUACACCGCAAGUUUGGACUUCAAUCUAAAGAAAUUGUAUCACAGCGAUUUAUAGCCUGCGCAUGGCAAUGCUACAACAGUCAACUUAAAACAUGUUGUUGCUUUUACGCUUGACCAGUUUAUUGUAGUUAACGUCACCGUCUCCGAGGUCUUGUGGAAUCCUAAUUUGAUUAGGUUGGAGGCUAACAUGCACUCUACGGGUAACAUGACUUUUGGGCUAGCUACCUAAGGUCUGUUACGUCUUCGCCCUAAAUGUUUUUAUAGUAAAAGGGCCGAACAAUGUCUCAACUACUGGAGUCAGAGGAGAAUACCCCGCUGCUUAAAGGCGAUGUCGAUAGUGACGAUGACGCGUACAAGAGCAGGUGGAGGUCCAUUCGGGUCAUGUACUUCACGAUGUUUCUCAGCAGUGUUGGUUUCACUAUUGUCAUCACAUCCAUCUGGCCUUUUCUUCAAAAGAUUGAUGGUACUGCAGAUGCCAGUUUUCUUGGCUGGGUGGUGGCUGCCUACAGCCUGGGUCAGAUGGUGGCCUCGCCCCUUUUUGGGCUCUGGUCCAAUCACAGGGGCUGCAGAGAGCCGUUGGUCUGCUCCAUAUUCAUCAAUGUCUCGGCCAACAUCUACUACUCGUACUUGAACCUGCCCGCCUCGGAGAAUAAGUACCACAUGCUAAUGGCUCGAGUAUUUGUGGGCUUCGGGGCAGGUAAUGUGGCGGUGGUGAGGUCAUAUGUCGCUGGAGCCACGUCACUGAAGGAGAGGACCAGUGCCAUGGCUAACAUGAGUGCCUGUCAGGCGCUGGGCUUCAUCCUUGGGCCAGCUUUGCAGGCUGGUUUGUCAGUGGUUGGUGAGACCGGCGUGUCUGUGCCCAUCAUCAAGCUGGAGAUGAACAUGUACACCGCUCCAGCCCUGCUGGCAGCAUGCUUCGGCGUUAUCAACAUUUUACUGGUGAUCCUGGUGCUCAGUAGAGAACAUUUCGUUGAUGACCAUGGAAGGCAGAUUCGAUCAAUCAACGACAUCUCGGAGGAACGGGUGUCUGUUCCUUUGGACGGUGAGGGAGACAUCGACCAGAUCGCUGUGGUGACCUCCAAUGUCCUGUUCUUCAUCAUCUUCUUCAUCUUUGCUAUAUUUGAAACUAUAUCCACACCUUUGUCGAUGGACAUGUUUGCAUGGACAAGAAGACAGGCGGUUUUGUAUAAUGGAGUUAUACUGGCCUGCAUCGGUUUUGAGUCCAUCUUCGUCUUCAUUGCAGUGAAGGUCAUCUCCCAGAAGGUUGGGGACCGGCCCGUACUUUUGGGGGGUCUGGCCAUCAUCUUCUGCGGCUUCUUCCUUCUCCUUCCCUGGGGCAACCAGUACCCCAAGAUCCAGUGGGCAGACAUCCAUAACAACAGCCUCCCCCAGCAGGUGAUGCCUGCAGCGGUGUUGGCGCCCAAUGCCAGCGUGGAGCCCACGGGCUGCCCAGCCGAACAGGUCUGGUGCCUGUACACCCCCGCCAUCCACCUGGCCCAGUACCUCACCUCCGACUUCAUCAUCGGAGUCGGCUUCCCGGCCUGCAACGUCAUGUCCUACACACUCUACUCCAAGAUACUUGGGCCUAAACCACAGGGUGUGUACAUGGGCUGGCUGACAGCGUCGGGCAGCGGUGCGCGGACUCUGGGCCCCGUGUUCGUGUCUCAGGUGUACACACUGCUGGGCCCUCGCUGGGCCUUCAGCCUCAUCUGCGGCAUCGUGCUGGUGGCCAUCUUGCUGCUGGCCGGCAUGUACAAGCGCCUCAUCGCCUUCUCCGUCCGACACGGCAGGAUAGAGGAGUGAAGGGGAGGGAAAGGAUGGAUGAAGUGAGAGAUGGAUGGACUUGUGGGAUGAACGGACUUGUGGGAUGGACGGAUAGAGACUUUUUAACCUUUUAACACUUGUGUGAGUUGGCUUAAAUUUAGUGGGACAUUUUGCUCUGCUCUUUUGGGACUUUGGAGCCUGAAAGCGGUGUGCAGUAACUGACAGUGGAGACCCACAGGAAGAACACUAACCGAUAAUCUGUACAGCGGCAUUGACUGCUGCCCGUUCCCAAUAGGGAGUAUAGCCUGAGAUUUAAGCUCUGAGGCCAACUCUGACUACUGAUUUCUGCCCAAACUGGUGUAACUAGUUUAGCUCACCUCAUUCUUUGAAUAUGUGGAAUUUCAACUGUUAAAACAUGCAACACUCUUAUGUAAUUUACUCAUUACAUAGUGACAACAUUCAGCCAUCAAAGAUAUGAACACAUUUUGAGGAUACACAAUGUAACAAGCAGUCUACUCGGCACCUAAAAAGCCAAGGCUAGAUGAGAUUUCUCUCUGUUGGACUAUUUUCAGCAUCAAGGUGUUUGGAUAUGUUUUCAAACCUCUUUAAUGACUAAAAUUUUACACUGUAAAACUGAUGUUUGCUUGUUUUCAGCUGUGCUUGUACCCAGUUACUAAUGCAUUCAGUUGUUAUUAAUAUUUAAUUACAAGGUGCCUAGGACCAAUCUGUGCAUAUUUGCAAUAAUGAUGGUUGCAAAUGGCCUACUGAAGCUUUUCUAUUUGAAAAGAGAGUGUACAGUAUUUUCAGACAUGUAACUCUGAACAAUGUCAGUAUAAUAUUUAAAAUAACUCUUUAAUUUUAUUACAUUUUCAGAAUACUCAAUUUUAAAACACUGCGGUAACGAACCUGGUGAAUAAUUGGGUUGAAUGGGUCAUUAAUAUGUGGAAGUACUGGAUAUUCAUUGUGUGUAUUAAACACAGCUUACCCUA